AUGUUAAAAAUAAAACAAUCACGUAUUAAAGAAAAAGAAAAAGAAUUUCAACGUAUUUAUGGUGAUAAAGAACGUCAAUUACAAAACCAACAAUUUGAUUUAGUUACAACAUAUGGAGAAAUGGAACUGUUGAGUCAAACAAACGAUGUAAAUAAUAAAAAUUCUACAACUAAAGAUGAAAAUGAUGAAUAUGAACGUUUAACAAAAUCACCAUUAGAAUUUGAAUUAGCUUCGAACGAACUUAAAAAAACUUCAUUUUCACAAAUUUCUGAUCUUGAAUCAUUAUUAAGUACGAAAGAGAAAACAAUUCCACAUUUAGAAGAGAAAUUACAAACACAAUCAGAUUAUGAUGAAAUUAAACGUGAAUUAAGUAUAUUAAAAUCAAUCGAAUUUUCAUCGUCAUCCUAUCGUAACGAUGAACAAAAUAAUGAUCAAACAGUUACGAUGCCGAAAAAUGCUGUUCGAAAAUUAUUAGCACAACAUAAUAUCGGACAACGAAUAUUUGCUCGAUACAUAUUAAGUUUAUCACAAGGAACAGUUAUUAUUGAUCAACUACAACAAGACAAUUCAGGUGAAAGUGAUGAUGAAAGCGAUCUAGAAGAUGAAACAGAUGAAUAUCCAAUGCUAACAUUUGUACCUGUAACAAGUAUAUGGCUAAAUGACAGUAAUGAUGUAGAUGGUUCAUGUUCAACUCCUAAAAUAGAUCAUAUCCGAGCUAACGCUCGCCGUUAUCAAUAUUUAACUUUAAAUCAUGAUAAUCCAACAAUAGCAACAACCAAUAUUGUUUCAUUAAUUAGUGAUAUCAAAACAGCAUCAUUACCAACAACAAGUACGAGUAGUAGUACAAAACGUAAAUCUAUACCACAGAAGAUUAUUGUUAAAAAAUUUGAUAAUACGUCAAUUACAAAUGAGAAUGAAGAAGAUAGCAACAUUAGACGAGCAUUAAAUAAAAAAAAGAAAGUUUUAUUAAUAGUGAUACAGAAAAUUAUAUGA
Molecule: messenger RNA, 993 nt
Organism: Didymodactylos carnosus
Lineage: Eukaryota; Metazoa; Rotifera; Eurotatoria; Philodinida; Philodinidae
Source: the annotation of a GenBank genome assembly